This is a messenger RNA of Histoplasma mississippiense, 612 nucleotides long. RefSeq lists its product with no specific name. The transcript has 2 exons. Gene Ontology annotation, cellular component: cytoplasm; nucleus. NCBI's taxonomy places the organism in Eukaryota, Fungi, Ascomycota, Eurotiomycetes, Onygenales, Ajellomycetaceae. The record is from RefSeq and is a predicted model, not a curated record. Gene Ontology annotation, molecular function: protein binding. Bases 1 to 612 code for a protein of 203 amino acids.
AUGAACGCCUCUGAACAGCAUACACGCGAUGGCCAUCCCCGCCGGUUGUCUGAUACUUACGUUAUACGAAAGUUCGCGAGCGCAGAUGAUGAUGAUUACGAUGACACAUGCUACAUAUGCUUUGAAGGUUGGAAAGCUGGUGAUGAAAUGAAAGUGAAAGAGCAGUUGGAUAAGAACAUCAAUUGUUCAGCACAAAACUUUCUAGGUAGGACUGCGUUGCAUUCGGCAGCUCUACGCAAUCACAAGGCUGUGGCGGAGAUAUUAUUGGACUGUGGAGCGGACGCAUCCAUCGUCGACUACAAAAAGCAAGCUCCAUUGCAUAUAGCCUCUAGCAGCUUCUCUCUCGGGAUUGCUAUUCUUCUGGUGGAAAGAGGGGCCGAUAUAAGUGCUCGAGAUGGCGGAGGAAUGACGCCACUUCAUCUCGCAUAUCAAUGUGGCACGCUGGACACGAUCCGAUAUCUACUUGAGAAGGGAGCCGAUCCAAAUGCCAAAGAUGUUUAUGGCUUUACUCCGGAGAUGCUUCGUCCUGAUGUUGUUGAAUACUUGACCAAUGCGCCAAUCAUUCAAGCAUUUGAAAGGGCUAUUGAUGAUAUUAAAGCUACAGAAGCAUAG